This is a messenger RNA of Macrosteles quadrilineatus (aster leafhopper), 2948 nucleotides long. Its product is annotated as protein canopy homolog 4-like. The coding region runs from base 152 to 751 and encodes 199 amino acids. Gene Ontology annotation, molecular function: signaling receptor binding. Gene Ontology annotation, cellular component: endomembrane system. The transcript is spliced from 5 exons. The record is from RefSeq and is a predicted model, not a curated record. Lineage: Eukaryota; Metazoa; Arthropoda; Insecta; Hemiptera; Cicadellidae.
UUGAAUCAUUAAACGCCAGCUCGAAAAAACAAGAAUUAAUAAGUCCUACACCAGAAAAAACCGUGUCGUGAUAUUCCGCUCGGUCAGACAAAAAGUCAAAAUUACCACGAGUCAGUUUUUAAAUGUUCGGUACGCGUGAAUCUUCGUUGGAAUGAAUGUGUAUGUGUCGACAUGUGUACUUUGCAAGAUUGUGACCCAUGAACUUGAAAGUCGUCUGCAAGAAACUGGCAAAGUUCAAGAAGUGAUUGAAAUAGGCUAUUCUUUAGAUGACAUCAAGCCUAAAAAGAAGACACAUUACAAGAAAUCAGAGUUGCGGCUGGUUGAGUCGUUAGACAAGAUUUGUGACAGGAUUCUUGAAUAUAACAUCCACAAAGAGCGAGAUGACAGCUCAAGAUUCGCUAGAGGAAUGAGUCAGACAUUUAAAACCCUCCAUGGGCUAGUUGACAAAGGAGUGAAAGUUGAUCUGGGAAUUCCUUUAGAGCUGUGGGACAAGCCUUCUGUUGAAAUAACGAACAUGAAAACUCAGUGUGAACUCAUGCUAGAAGAGUUUGAAGAGGAUAUAGAAGAUUGGUACAAGGGCUCGCAAGACAAAGGUCUACAACAAUAUCUCUGUGUCGAGAGAGUUCUCGACGCAAACAACCAAGCUUGCCUCGCUGAACCUUUUGAACCAUCGGAGAAAAAGAGCAAAAAACAGAGAAAAGGAGACAUAGGACGGGCAACAGAACAGAAAAAAAUUGAUGACGAGUUAUAGAACAUUAAGCUGAAAUCAGCUUCUUUGAAUCCUCUUGAAGUAUGAUUUUUAAUGGGUUUAUUAUUGCUCAGUUUACCUUAACAAUAUGAUGGUAGUUUGAUGCAAUUCAUUUAUUUGUUGAGCCUCUUACACUGGAUGCUCUAGACAAUGUUGACAUUUUGUAUAUUAAGUAAAUCUAAACAACUUUAGAUAUUAAUUAUGCGAGGGUUGUAUGUAAAUUAAGGUCUCCGUUAAACUCCCAUCACAACCAAGCAAGCUAGUUUCUAAAACCAACGCCUUCCUUACUUUUACUACUAUUCUACUUGCUGGUUCCCGGCCCUAAUGGAAAAUUAGCCAGAUUAUAGUAUUAAAAACUGUUGUAAAAGAAAACUAACGCUCCUGACAAGUAUGAAUCACGUUCUGCAUGAAGGGGGUCAAUUCUUGGCGGUUACUGUUGCUAGUUGACAAAUGUGUAUGCAGGAAAGUAGUUUGAUGUAGAAAAUGUGCAUUAGUGGUUUAGGGAGUGUACAUUUUACACACCCAACGAUGUUGGGAUCGGGUUUUCAUCAGUUUCUGUUGUGACAGCUAGUGGAUUCUGGAAAACUUUGCUCGCAGAUCAGCGUGUUUAAGACUUCCAAGGCUGAUCGUAGUAAUUUAUAAUCUUUUUAGAGACAUCUAAUAAGGGUAUUGGUAUUCGUUUGAUAAUAUCUCUUGUUCAGUCACACCACAAUCUUUAUGCAAAAUUCACCCUAUCUUUGUACAUAUGAGACUUAUGCACAACAGCAGUUAGCUCACUAAUGGUGAACAUCGGGCAAAUGUAUAAAACCAUCCUCAAACUCUCUCCACCAAUUGCGCACAUGUUGUACUUCUAAACAUGUUAAUCUAUUCAUGUUCGUCAACUGGCAAUAAACUUCAACAUUGGUUGAAUACCGAGACACCUAAAAUCUAUUUACGGAACAUGGUUUAUACUUGGUAGUUAUCAAUUUUCUUUCUCAAAGUUUUUCAAUACAAUGAACAGACCAAUCGUUCCGCAGUAUUGGGAAUGAGCUAGAACGGUAGCAAACGAUAUAAUGAACACGACGUAUAUCUUGAAUUUUACUAGCUAAUUCGGCUGCGACGGGAGUUCGAUGAUUGCCUUAAUUUAUAAACAACCUUAAUAAUUAACAUUAAAUUCAAUAAGCAAUGAUAUAAGUUUACAGGAAUAUUCUGCAUAGUAUUUCUACUUUUAUGUAUAUAUUUUGUUGUAAACUCUAGUCUGUUUUACUUAUAUUUUUACGGAAACCAAAAACGAUGAUAGUUUAAAUAUGUUUGGUUUUUCUUAUGUUCUUUUUAGCUAAGUUUUUUAUAUUUAUAAGUGGCCAAAAAUGUUAUCAUUGAAAACUGUUUGCCAAGCUAUUGAUUUAUUGAAAACUUAGAACAAACUCAUCUGUGAGGAAUUAUUUUAUAGCUCUAACCUGAUUCAUGAUUAGCCUUUUAGAGCAAGAAACUGCAGUUAGUGUAUACUACUGCAGACCGAACCAUUAUCAACACAGUUAACUUAAACUUGUAUUUGAGAAUACCUAUUAUUUUAGUUUUGGUUCUUAAUGCCCGGUAAGUUAGACACCCUUGCUAUCAAAGAGCUUAGAGAUUAGAGAUUAGAUUAUUCUUUGUGUAAUGUAAGAACAUUUACUGUAGUUUUUAAAGAACAAGAUGUUUUCCUCAAUGUGUUUAAACUACCGCCAUUAAUAAUGGAGUUUGUGAUAGUAGUAUUAUGUCAUCACUAGGUGUAAAGUUACUAUUUUUGACCCAAGCUCAAGUUUCACUAUGUAAAAAAUGAGCUAAAAAAAACUAAAAAUGAGGGUGAAAAGUCAUUUUUUGCCCGUCUCAAAAACAAUUUUUUUGUCAUAUUGCAACAUUAUUCAACUAACUUAAGCUAGAAAAAUGAAAAUACUUUAUAUAUAAGGGUAACUUCUCAAAACAACUUCCAAAUUGUUUUCAAUUGCUAAUGUAAACAAACAACUGUUUAGUAUGUGAAUCAAUAAUUUUGUUUAUUACAAUUUUUUUCGUGUACAAUAUCGAUAUGUCAAACUAUUGACAAGACAACAAUAAGGUACAACCAAUUAAAUCAAUCGAUACAUAAUUUUGAUAAAUGCAUAUAGUCCAGGCAAAUUAGAUCAAAUAUAGGGUGUGCUCCCCAAAAAAUCGUCUAAAGCUGGAAAGUGUUUUAAUACCUUUUGGG